Messenger RNA from Cajanus cajan (pigeon pea), 1640 nucleotides. RefSeq names its product heat stress transcription factor A-2. Gene Ontology annotation, molecular function: RNA polymerase II cis-regulatory region sequence-specific DNA binding; DNA-binding transcription factor activity. Gene Ontology annotation, biological process: cellular response to heat; regulation of transcription by RNA polymerase II. Gene Ontology annotation, cellular component: nucleus. The record is from RefSeq and is a predicted model, not a curated record. NCBI's taxonomy places the organism in Eukaryota, Viridiplantae, Streptophyta, Magnoliopsida, Fabales, Fabaceae.
UAUAAAAGGAAAAGAGAAGAGAGUUGUGUGAAGAGAAAAGAGGUUGGCACAGUCGCGGCAAGAGAGAAAGCAAAGAUGGGAGAAGAAGUGGCGAGAGUGAAAGCAGAGUUGUUGGAGGAGAGCGAGAGCAAGGAGUCGGGAGUGACGGAAGAAGAGACGACGGUGCAGGUGAAAGAAGAGGUGGAUGACGGCGCCGUCAACGCCACGUCAUCGUCGCCGAAACCGAUGGAGGGGCUGCACGAGGUGGGUCCACCACCGUUCCUGAAGAAGACCUUCGAAAUGGUGGAGGACUCCGACACCGACCCCGUUGUGUCGUGGAGCCAAAGUCGCGACAGCUUCAUCGUUUGGGACUCUCACGAAUUCUCCAAAACCCUUCUCCCCAAGUACUUCAAGCACAGCAAUUUCUCCAGCUUCGUUCGCCAGCUCAACACCUAUGGUUUUAGGAAGGUUGAUUCAGACCGUUGGGAGUUUGCAAAUGAAGGAUUCCAAGGAGGGAAGAAGCAUUUGCUGAAGAACAUAAGAAGGAGGAGCAAGUAUAACAAACUGCACCAUGGAUCAUUCAACAUGAUGAAGCCAGGGGUAGAGUCUGAAGUGGAGAAACUGAAGAAGGACCAGAACAUUUUGAAGGUGGAAAUUCUGAAGCUGAGGCAGCAGCAGGAGAAUUCGCAUGUUCAGCUAACAAAUGUUCAGGAGAGAGUUCGCUGUGCUGAGAUGAAGCAGUAUCAGAUGAUGUUUUUCCUCACCAGAAUGGCCAGAAAGCCUGCGUUUGUUGACCAGUUAAUCCAAAAACUUAGGCGUAAAAGAGAGCUUGAGGGUAAUGACAUGGUUAAGAGGCCUAGAUUGAUGGGUACCCCGUGCAAUGCAACCUUCCCUAAGGCCACGGAGACAGCCCCUAGUGUUGAUUGUAGACAACAAGGUCAUAAACAGUUCUCUACACUGCAAUCAGAGCUCAAUGGAUUUCUGUCUGAAACUAUGAACACCAACGACAUGGACCACCCAAUUCCCUCUCCUUUGGAAGAUGAAUUGUGCAGCUCUGUGCAAGGGUUAAGGACCAAUUCUACUAGAGCAAGUGCACAAGAUUCUUCUUCUGCCUAUCAUGUUAUGUCAGAAAAACUAAUGAGGGAAAAUUCUAUUGUUGAUGAAGAAGAACUAGAUGUGAAUGACUCAAAUAUCUAUCUUGAACUAGAGGAUUUGAUUACCAAGCCAACAGAUUGGGUUGGAUCUGCUGGUGGAUUGGUGGGACAAACAAGUUGAAUCUCACUAGUGGAAUAGUGCCUUGUAAUAAUAUUAUGGGUGCAAUUUGUGUAGAUGCUCUGCAGCAACACAAAACGAAGAGCUUAAUAUUAUAUGGCUCUUCAGUUACCAGGUUUGAAAGUGCAGGACCUAGAUGCUCGCCCCAGCUUUUUAUAUGAUCAAGCGAGAAUUUUAAUGUUUCUGUUCAGUGGGUCCAAAUUGUUCAUAUGUUGUGUAUAAUGUAUAUAGUCCUCUCCUCUCCUUGUGUUUCUUUGCUUAACUUUAAGUCCUAUAUCAGCAUAAUCCUAGCUAGGCCUCUUUUGAUGUAGUAAUUAUGUUAGUUUUAACAUUGUAAAUAUGUAAUACAGAAAAUGCUUAAUAGUAUACUUCCGUUUCCCUUCUGUUUC